Messenger RNA from Drosophila miranda, 2580 nucleotides. RefSeq names its product receptor expression-enhancing protein 1. The transcript has 8 exons. Gene Ontology annotation, molecular function: microtubule binding. The record is from RefSeq and is a predicted model, not a curated record. Gene Ontology annotation, cellular component: endoplasmic reticulum tubular network; cytoplasmic microtubule; endoplasmic reticulum membrane. Lineage: Eukaryota; Metazoa; Arthropoda; Insecta; Diptera; Drosophilidae. Gene Ontology annotation, biological process: endoplasmic reticulum tubular network organization. The coding region runs from base 369 to 2210 and encodes 613 amino acids.
GUCGUCUGCCUUCUGUCCGCAGCAACUCCGUGCUAAACUAUUGUCAGUAUAAAUAGAGUGCUGCAAUCUAAUCAACAAUUGCUCCGGGAUCGAGUAGAUUACUAUAGGGGAGGGUAGGAAUAUCGUGAUCCAUGUCGAUCGGGUGAAUCUUUCGCAAUCUUCCGCAUAAACGUGCUGCUGCUGUGGCUGGCGUCUGCUGUUGCUGUCUCUCAGCGAGACUAACAAUAUGUGCCGAGCGUUCGUUUAUUAAUAGAACCCCCGCCUUAGCAUUAGACGGGCUUGCACUGUGCUCUCUGCCUGCCUUGGCCAGUAGUCUGUGCUCGGCAUUCUAGCCGCUGGGAACCGCAACAAAUUUUCGGGUGCUGGCAAUGCAUCGCCAUCGCCAUGAGCCGGCCAUUCUAUCAGCAGGAGCCGGCCAGUUAAUAUUAAACGCCUGCGUCACCCGGCAGGAAGCGUCUAUGGGCGCAGCUACUCGCUGGAGGAAGAGCACCAGCAUCAGCAGGAGAAUAUUGUUCUUCGGCACCCUAUAUCCGGCCUAUGCGUCGUACAAGGCGGUGCGCACCAAGAACGUUAAGGAAUACGUAAAAUGGAUGAUGUACUGGAUUGUCUUUGCAUUUUUCACCUGCAUUGAAACAUUCACAGACAUCUUUAUAUCCUGGUUUCCAUUCUACUAUGAGGUCAAGGUGGUUCUGGUAUUCUGGCUGCUAUCGCCAGCCACAAAGGGCAGCUCCACAUUGUAUCGCAAGUUUGUGCAUCCCAUGUUGACGCGCCACGAACAGGAAAUAGACGAAUAUUUGACUCAGGCCACAGAGCAGGGAUAUUCGGUGGUGCUACAACUGGGCUCCAAGGGAGUCAACUAUGCCACCAAUGUCAUAAUGCAGACAGCCAUAAAGGGCGGCGGCAAUCUGGUUCAGACGAUCAAGAGGAGCUACAGCCUCAGUGAUCUGAGCGAGCCAGAUAUGCAUCGCACCCAGGAUGAGCUGGACGUGGUGAUGAGGUCGCCCAUGUCCUCGUCGGUGGUGAUGCGCACACAGCCAACUGCAACGCGACUCCUACGGCCACGCAACCAGACGCCCGUGGGCAGAUCUGCCAGCGGCACCGCCAAGAAUGCGGGUGACUUCAACUACAACAUACGCAGCCAGGAUGACAUCAGCUCUGGCUACUCCAGUGCCGAACCGAUUAGUGGACUCAGUCGCACUUCCUCCAUGACAAAUGCUUCCAAGGGCCGUGUCAAGUCCAAGCGCAGUGAGUUGCUGGAGGAGAUGAGAGACGAGGUAUAUUUGGAGAAUCAGCUAUACUUUCAAGGUGUUCGCCAGGAAAGGGCAGAAGAAUUAAAGGGUUUUCACAAUGUCGAGAGGAUCACACAUCAUGAAGUUGAUGAAGAGGAUGCAGAAGAGGAUGACUUCUAUGAAGCCAUGCCGUUGAUAGAAACAGAUGAAGAAGAGAGAGCCGCAGAGCUCGAAGUUCUGUCAUGUGGAGAACCAAAGAAAGAAGAUCCAUUUGAAGCGGAAAAUAUGAAAACCAAAGACGAGGCAGUGGAGCAUUUGAUUCCAACUGAAACCAAGACAAAAACUUUUCAAACAGAUGAACCUAUUCGGUCGGAUGAAGCCACUCCAACCACCGAGAGCAAACUAACUGAUUUAGUAGCACCCGUCAUAGAUCCUUUUGUGCUGGUAGUGCGCUCUUUGGCCACAGAUACAGAUCCGGAACCGUCCGAACUAUCGAGGCCAGUGUCGCCACGGGAACUGCGCGACACCUUGGAGGAGAUCAAGCACAGCUUUCGGGCCCAACUAGAGCCAGAGGUACAGAUGUCACCUUCUCCCUCCCCUUCGCUGCGUCCCAGGGCCGUGCAUGGUAAGGGACGAGCACCACCGCCUCCGCCUCCGCGGCCACCAAAGCGACACUCGCUGAGUGCCCAACCAGAUGCCAUUAGCCAGACGUCGACUGGCAGUGUAGAACGCAAGUCAGGUAUCGGCCAACUGUUCCAGAAUAUCAAAGCUAACGUAACAAAGCUAAUCCCAGCCAGCUGGCAGCCCCCAUGCCGGACGAGCCAGUGCCGGUUAGGGAGACGGAGAUCUAAAGACAAAUCCAUGUCUACUAGCUGCACCACCUUUCCCAGGACCAGCAGCCGCAGGACUGAAAAAUCGCAGAUAGGAAUGGCAACAUCAUCUUCUAGCCAGGCCAAGACGCGAAACAAGUCGGAAAAGUAGAUGGACAGACGGAGGAUCUAUUCUGUGUAUUCGUCUGCUGCUCAAUACGGGUUUUAAAUGGUGUCCAAGCGUACAGAACCUCAAGUUUUAGUUUAAAUUGUAACUUAAUACUGAUAUUGAUACUGAUUACGAUGAUGUGAUGCAUUGUGUACUUUGUUUGUGAUUCUAUUCGAGUUUUAGGUGAGCUGUAGUUGAUAUUUGAUGUUCAUUUCACGAUUCGUUUGCCGUUAAGUGUGUGUCCCAGCAGCCCCCUAUCCAACAAAUGUUCUAACCAAAAUAAACCGAAACCAGAAUCGGAAACCUAUCAAUUUGGAGCAUAAAUUCCUAAUAAUGUAAUUGAGCAUUCAAUAAAAAAAACCUACCAAACAAA